ACACUUUCUUUAACCUGAGAUUUUGCAUGUCUAAGAUGUAUCUAUAUACAUGUGGUUUGUCUCGGACUCAUCUGUACUCUCAACUGACAAGGCUUUGGUGAAUUGCUUAAAAAAAAAAGUAUUUUCACAAUAUGUGAGAUUAUUCGGAUAAAACAGAGCAUUGGAGGGGCGACUUACAAUUAAUGUUCCGUUUUCAGUGUCGAAUUGUGUUCCUUAGGUCAUAAAACACUCCAAUGAAUACACAAAUAUAUAUUGGACUACGUAUCCCACAAUGCACCGUAACCGUCUUCUCUCAAUGACGUCAUAGCUGCGCGCCUCAUCUGGCACUCCUGGAUAACAACAUUCUUUCUGGCUCGCCUUUAAAGUAACAAAGAAACCGUAGCAAUGUCCCAGCAAGCAGGUCACCCGGCCUCGGACAAUCCCGCGCUGGUGGUCACCAGCAACGUGCAUCAGUACUCCAUGAAGAAGAAGAAGGUCCUGAACGCAGAGGACAGUGAGCUGUUUGAACUGAGCCAGGCUGCAGGCAUCAGUGUGGACCAGGAGGUGUUCAAGAUCAUGGUGGACUUGCUGAAGAUGAACGUGGCCCCGCAAGCCGUCUUUGAGACUUUGAAGGCCAUGUCUGCAGGCCAGAAGCUCCCCGAGAGUAGCAGCGGGGACUGUGCUAGCACCUCCCACGGCACAGGAGUCCCCCCUGCGACGGCAGAGGCCAGAGACGAGUGUUCGCUCUCUGGGAGGAGCCCAAAGCUUCCUGCAGCGUCGGGCCCCAGGGCCGCGAGGGUCAGCACUAAGAUUGUGGUCUACGGCCCCCAAGAUGUUAACUCUCAAGUGCGAAGCAAAGCAUCAGCGGCCCCCACAUCCUCAGCCGGCCACAGCGAGAAGAGCCGCGAGGCCUCCAGCCAGCGAGUGCAGCGGCAGCCCAGCGCCACUAGAGGGCAGAAGACAAAAAGCUCCGGCAGCAGUAGCUCCUCCUCGCAGAUCAACUCAACCUAAAACAGUCAGUCUUUUUCUUCUCUUCAAAUAUGCUUCAUUAACAUACUUUUACUGUAUUAACACAAACCUAGAAAAGAAAAUAUUCACACCAAGGCAGCUGUUACUCUAAGCAAUUAUGUCCCUCAAUUAUUUGCUUUUGUUGCAUUUUGUCCAAAAUACAAUUUAUUGUACAUUUUUUUUGUUUUUUAAAUAAACACAUAUUCUAAAAAAUGUAGCUUUUUUUCCCUGUGCCUGCUGAUCAAAUCAACACUAAUAUGUAAUAUAAUAUAUUGUCCUGAAGAAUUUGGAGCUAAACCUCCUUUUUCAUUGUCCCAUUUAAAGCAGCAGUUCCAUUGGCAGCAAAACAGGCCCAGAUCAUAAUACUACCAACACCUGGGAUUAAAGGCCUCACCUUUUCUCCUCCAAACAGCUCCAUUUGUGUUUCAUCUGACCACAGAACUUUCCUCCAGAAGGUCUUAUCUUCGUCCAUGUGAUUAUCACGGCUUCACCAUAUUGCCGAUAUUUUUCUAUUAUUUUAAAGCAUAUCUACAAAUUUCUUUGGUCCUAAAUUAAGCAUUUUCAAGCAUAAAAAUGGCUACAAUAACUACAAAUAUUGAUAUUAUA
Molecule: messenger RNA, 1593 nt
Organism: Nerophis lumbriciformis (worm pipefish)
Lineage: Eukaryota; Metazoa; Chordata; Actinopteri; Syngnathiformes; Syngnathidae
Gene: mzt2b
Product: mitotic spindle organizing protein 2B
Cellular component (GO): spindle; centrosome
Source: RefSeq, a predicted model, not a curated record